AGUCAUUCAAAAUGGCGGCGCCCAUGAAAGGAAGUAGGCGAAUCCUCAUCAUGACCCUAAAUCGCAUUCUUCGAUUGUGAGGAGACCUUCUGUUAGAGGUUGCUGCAACCUCAGGUUUUCCCUGGUUGGUUCAGCCAAUGACAUAGACUGACUCUGAUAACCAUGUCUGGGGAAAUCUUCCAACCAAUGGAAAGUCUUGAAGAUACCGAUGUGGCCAAGAGGAACCCCCUGCUGUGCUACCUGUGCAAUGAACAAUACGAUGACCCCUGUAUACUCUCUUGCUUCCACAGCUUCUGUAUGCGCUGCUUGCGGGGUCGAGCAGCAGACGCGCAGAUGCUGUGUCCUCUUUGUGGGGCAACUACACACUUAAAAGAAGGAAACUCAUUACCUCCCCCAGAUCCCCUGCUGAAGUUCAUGGUCGAAUCUUCCCUUGACGAGAAAGCAUCAUGUGCCAACUGUGAUAAAGACUGUAACCCCAUGUAUUUCUGCAACACCUGCUGCCAGCCCCUGUGUACCAGCUGUAGAGAUGAGACCCAUCGUGCCAAGAUGUUUGCUGCUCAUGACAUUGUUGUCUUAUCGAAGAGAACAAAGGAAAUACACAAACGUUGUUCCCUGCACAAGGAGCCGUACAUCAUGUUCUCCACGGAGAAGAAGAUCAUGCUGUGCAUCAACUGCUUCAGAGACAUGAGGAUCGAGAGCAGGACCCACUGUGUGGACCUGGAAACUGCUUACAACCAGAGUUGUCGCAAGCUGGAGCAGAGUGUGCAGGCUGUACGAGAUCUACAGAACUCAGUGAGAGAUGGAAUCUUACUGCUACGAGCACUGCUUGAGGAGAUCAAACAGAAUGCCAGGAAGGAGAGUGAAGCAGUUUCCUAUAUUUAUUCCUCCAUGCAGGAGAAGAUCAAACUGACCAUGGAGACCCUCCUGGAGGAGGCCAACAGCCAGUACAAGGCCAAGGAGUCAUCAUUCAAGGCUCAGUUGACCGGCUUGACCACACUCUUGCCCACCAUACAUGUCCAUCUCGUGACGUCAGCAGCAUUCGCCAGCUCCGCCAAUAAGUUCGAGUUUCUAGAUAUGUCCUAUGACAUGAUGGAGAGACUCAAGUCCAUCGUUCACUGUCAGCAUCCCCUCCACCCAACACAAGGCAGCCAGAUCGACACAGACUUCAAGAACAAAUUUGCCAAGAGCCUGGAGCCCCUGUUGUAUGAUGGCCGGGGGAAAGUGCUGUCCUCCAGUCCUGCUCUACAACGAUCCACCCCAGUGCCUUCCACGCCCAGCUUCAAGGUGGAGGUGCCCAAGCCACCCAAUCAGGCAGCAGCUGCUGGAAACACACCUAUCAAGGCACCACAGAACAACGGCCGCCGGAACGGCAUCGGCAAAGUCAAGUUUAUAGAUGCCAGGGGUGUCUUUGCCGAGCACUGUGUGGAGUUUGAAACUUCUCAUAGGGACGUGAUACAAAAGCUGGAGAAACUCAAGUCUCAGGUGCAGGAGCUGCAGAGAGAUCUGACCCUCAGACGGUGUCUGGCAGGGCGGUCAGCAGUGGAGGAAUUGAAAAAUGUCAUUGACAGCGUGGAGAGUCAGCUAGAGAAACACUAUGGUUACAUAGAGGAGAAACAGCCAGCACUCGAGAAGCACUGGGAAGAGAGUGUGCAACGAAUCGCCAAUGAACAAGAGCUGUAUCAGGCUCAGUGCCAGGAUGUUGUGAGACUGCAGCAGGAGACAAAACACCUGAAGGUCAUCACCGCCCAGCUGACCUCCUUCGUCUCAUCAAUAGCCUCCGUCACAGAGAGCCUCGCACCCAAGCUUGGUCAGUCUACGAAUGAUGCGGAGCAUGACUGUCAGAUGCAUGCAUUGCUGGACGAGAUCAACGCCGUGCACCCAGACUCAAAACAGAGGGUUGAUGCCAUCCAGACAGCUGAAGACAUCCGGCAGGUAAACACGGCCAAUCGGAAGAACCCUCUGGAUGAUGAGCUGAUCAAAACCAAAGGACUGCUCCGGGCUCCGUCCCUGCGCAGAGACAGUUCUGCCAAGAAGGACUGCCCUGCGACGCCAACUGUUCCAGUGAAAGAUGCAGGGGACAAGAUGCCGCCCUUUGCACCAGGAAAAGACGCAACGGAUGAUGACAAGGAAAACAUUUGUCUUGAGAAAGAGGCAGCCAGUUGAGAUAACUCCAAGACCCUAGUCCAGAAAUGGGGCUUGGUAAUAAUACUCCACACAGACUUCCAAUGUUACCGGGAGACGUUUGUGACACUUUUGUAUCUGAAGGUUAAGUUCCUUGUGGUGCAAGGUAUUGUUGAUAAACUUAAGUAAGGAAGAUCAUUUUUAAUUGCUCUUUUUGAUAUGAUAUUUUGCCAAUUUUCCAUCACUACUGAAGUCUUUCAUGAGAUAUUACAUUAACUUCAUUCCUGUUAGGUGUCAUAAUUCAGUGGUGGUGAAGUGUUGAAAUCAAUCCAUCAAUUCAUUGUCUCAUACAGAUAUACCAUCCUUGUUGUGGUCUCAUGGAGUGAUACCAUCCUUGGUUUGGUCUCAUUAAGAUACCGUUCUUGGUGUGGUCUUAAUUAGAUACCACCCUUGGUUUGGUCUCAUUAAGAUACCAUCCUUGGUUUGGUCUCAUUAAGAUACCAUCCUUGGUUUGGUCUCAUUAAGAUACCAUCCUUGGUUUGGUCUCAUUAAGAUACCAUUCUUGGUUUGGUCUCAUUAAGAUACCAUCCUUGGUUUGGUCUCAUUAAAAUACCAUCCUUGGUUUGGUCUCAUUAAGAUACCAUCCUUGGUUUGGUCUCAUUAAGAUACCAUCCUUGGUUUGGUCUCAUUAAGAUACCGUUCUUGGUGUGGUCUUAAUUAGAUACCACCCUUGAUGUGGUCUCAUGGAGAUACAUUCCUGGUGUGGUCUCAUGGAGAUACAAUCAUGGUUCUGCUAACAUGAAGGGAACAUCGUUUAGGUGGAUAUUCAGAUUCACAUGCUGUAGUUGUUAAUAUCAGCAUACAACUCUAUUAUCAACUGGUUGAUAGGGAAUUUUAUAGAACCUUUGAUUGCUCUAAUGAAGAGAUGUUUGGGUUGUAAGGGAAAAGCAUCACAGCAUAGUAAAAGUGUGGGUGUGAAUUUGGUUUUAUACCUCUUUAGCAGUAUUCAUGUCAUUAGGUGGAAUAAGAGCACUGACAACAUAAACAUACCAUCCUUGGUGUGGUAACAUAUAUAAUGUACUGGAGGUGUGUAGCAUAUAGGUAGUCUCUGUAGCUGGCCAUCUGAACUGGGCAGUGGUCAGUUUAAGGUGCCAGAUCACACCCAAGGAGGUCAAGGUAUCAUUCAACUUGUUCCACUUUGUGGUUCCUAAAUCAAGCUCACAUGCCAUGAUAAACUGCAGUUUCCAACCAUAGCCAGUAGUCUGUUGCUCGGGUCAAGUAAACAUAUGUUUAGUCUGGUAUGUUCUGCUAAUAACAGUUAUAUAGUGACAAAGUCUAAAUGAAAAUUGAUGCCAGGAGGCAUGUUGGGGCUUGUAGAUGCAGACGCUUGUGGCAUCACUCACACCCCACCCACUCAUUCAACAUCACAUCGUGUCUCACAACAUGGUUCCAGCAUAUCUGUGAUUCUUCACCAGAGACUACUGACUGUCACUGGUGUUAAUUAAUGAGACAAUCUACCUAGAUUUUGUGAAAUAAUUAUGUACAUUACACCAAGUAAUGAUCAUUGACUUGAUUAGAUGUUUGAAAUUAAAACAAUUUAGUAUUUAACAUACACAUUAACAUGUAUUUAUGUUAUUGGGAAUCACCAGUGUCUCAGGUACUUCUCAUCUUUACAGACGAGUCUCUUUCAAUAACCUAGUACUGCACUUGUUAAUGUGAGUCGCAGUGGAGUUGUUCACAAAGUCUAUGCAAGCUGUCAGAAUGCUGGGUCUUGUGAAACUGUUGGAUGACACACCCACAGAUUGAUCUUCCAUGCACAUGUUACAUGUUCCUACAAUUAGUGCCUCACUUUGAAAUAUGUGAACAUUUUGAUGUCAUGAAUUAAUGGCAAUAUUAAUAUCUUUUGUAGCUGUUCCAUAUAUUUUUUUUCUUUUCUUGAAUAUUGGUGAUGGUGGACAUAGUAGAGGGGGGUAACCUUCACCCUGACCUGGGAAGAUAACCGUCACCCUGACCUGGGAAGAUAACCUUCACCCUGACCUGGGAAGAUAACCGUCACCCUCACCUGGGAAGAUAACCUUCACCCUGACCUGGGAAGAUAACCUUCACCCUGACCUGGGGAGAUAACCUUCACCCUGACCUGGGGAGAUAACCGUCACCCUGACCUGGGAAGAUAACCUUCACCCUGACCUGGGUAGAUAACCUUCACCCUGACCUGGGAAGAUAACCUUCACCCUGACCUGGGAAGAUAACC
Molecule: messenger RNA, 4372 nt
Organism: Haliotis rubra (blacklip abalone)
Lineage: Eukaryota; Metazoa; Mollusca; Gastropoda; Lepetellida; Haliotidae
Product: RING finger protein 207-like
Exons: 16
Coding region: 163-2163 (666 amino acids)
Cellular component (GO): perinuclear region of cytoplasm
Molecular function (GO): cytoskeletal regulatory protein binding; transmembrane transporter binding; zinc ion binding
Source: RefSeq, a predicted model, not a curated record